Haliotis rubra (blacklip abalone) is the source of this 1850-nucleotide messenger RNA. Its product is annotated as beta-1,4-N-acetylgalactosaminyltransferase bre-4-like. Bases 334 to 1476 code for a protein of 380 amino acids. Gene Ontology annotation, biological process: glycosphingolipid biosynthetic process; carbohydrate metabolic process. The record is from RefSeq and is a predicted model, not a curated record. NCBI's taxonomy places the organism in Eukaryota, Metazoa, Mollusca, Gastropoda, Lepetellida, Haliotidae. The transcript has 9 exons. Gene Ontology annotation, molecular function: N-acetyl-beta-glucosaminyl-derivative 4-beta-N-acetylgalactosaminyltransferase activity.
UGUCUAAUUAUGGACAAUGCUGGUUCCAAUACGGGCCGCAAGAUUCCACAUGAUGCUGCGAAGAUCUAAAAGACGAGCAUUCUCAAUGUUAACUUGACAGCGACGUCGCGAUGGGAAUUUGGCCAAUUUUUAAACAUAACGAACACAUCUCAUACGACGAUAGCAGAUCUGUUAGAUAUCGCUUUACUUCAGCACGUUGGAACUUUAUAGUCUCCAGAGUCCUGUCCUGAAGAUGGAGGUGAAUGACCCUCACAGAUCUGAUACACAUCUGUAAAGAUGAAGAGAUGGAAACAGUCCAUUUGGUAAUCCACAUUACUGCCUUGCAUAAUCAGCAUGAACCCGACAAGCAGGAAGAUGAGAAUCUCAUCAAUAGCCAUAAUUCGAGCAACACUGACUUACAUGCGAUCCUUCUUCGUCAGUAAGUUCAUGAUAGUGACCUUGGUCCUGGCAUGUCUUUUGGCAGUUGAGUUUGUCUUCAAUUUCACGAUGCACUUUAACUCCACGUCAGGGAUGUCAAUGUAUCUGAGAGGCUUCCUGAUGAAACAGAAAACUAAUACUUCUGGAAACAGUCUUCGACAUCUGUUGACAGGAAAACCAAACAGAGAUUCCUCCAAUGAUCAGCCCAAGCUGCCUCUGUGCCCCCUCAUACCUUCUAACCUAGAGGGUCCAGUGGCAGUUGACAAGAACGUGUACAGCAAUAGGAACAUUGAGGCCCUAAAUUCUGCUGUGAAAGUUGGAGGUCGGUGGUGGCCUGAAACUUGCACAUCUCGACACCAUGUGGCUAUCAUCAUCCCGUUCAGGGACAGGCCGUCCCACCUCAAGAUCUUCAUGACCAACAUCCAUCACUUCCUGCAGCGGCAGGAGCUCGACUAUGGCAUCUUCGUUGUGGAGCCAGUGUCAGAUGUGAAGUUCAACAGAGCCAUGCUGUUCAACAUCGGGUACGCGGAGUCCAUCAAGCUGCACAACUACACCUGCUUCAUCUUCCACGACGUGGACCUCAUCCCAGAGGAUGACAGGAACCUCUACUCCUGCCCAGAGAUGCCCAGGCACAUGUCCGUGGCCAUCGACAAGCUCAAGUACAGGUUGCCCUACACACAGAUAUUUGGCGGAGUGAGUGCCUUGACACAAGAACAGUUUAUACAGGUGAACGGCUUCUCCAACAAGUACUUUGGAUGGGGUGGCGAAGACGAUGACAUGUUCAACAGGAUACACAGUGAAAAUUUUAAUAUCAUGAGAUAUUCCUCAGAAGUAGCCAGAUACAAGAUGUUGUCUCAUGCUAAAGAUGAGCCCAACCCACAACGCCACAAGUUAUUAAAAGGCAGCGAGCGUCGCUACAAGACAGAGGGUCUCAACAGCCUGAAGUAUACGGUACUGAGGAUUGAAUUCAGGAAACUGUAUACCUGGAUACUGGUGGAUAUCAAUGAGAAAGAAGUCAUGCAGGACACAGGCCAAGACCAGAAGCACACAAAGAGCUAGCACCAGCUGCUAAUGACCUGCAUAUAGACUGUGAUAAUAUGUACAGAUCUGUCCUUUUUGUGAAAUAAAGAAAUGGUGUGGUGUACUGUACUGUACUGUACAGUUUGAUUUAAUCAUUUCUUUAUAUUAUUUACUCAAGCUUUAAUUUAUUUUCAACUUUGCAGUUUCAUACACUUGUUCCAUCAGGAAUCUCAAGGUCUGUUAUUCUGUGUUUUAUAGAUGAUCAAAUCUAGGGUUAGUCAACCAACCCUCAGAAGCAGCAGUCAAUUCUUGAUCCUCAUUAAAUCAAUGACAAUGAAAGAGUUGUUUUCACAAAUUUGUUGCAGAGGUGCUAGUUCUAGUAAAUAAGGGACCGUUUAUGAUUUAUGGUGGGG